Molecule: messenger RNA, 582 nt
Organism: Penicillium cataractarum
Lineage: Eukaryota; Fungi; Ascomycota; Eurotiomycetes; Eurotiales; Aspergillaceae
Exons: 2
Coding region: 1-582 (193 amino acids)
Biological process (GO): regulation of DNA-templated transcription
Cellular component (GO): histone deacetylase complex
Molecular function (GO): transcription coregulator activity; protein binding
Source: RefSeq, a predicted model, not a curated record
AUGGCACCCCCGCGCCAGCGCACCGCCGCCAUCGUUGACGACUCGAGGUCCGAAGCCUCCAGCGGCACGCGAGAAUUCAAAACCAGCGCGCCAAAGAGUCGAAAGACCGGGACAGCAGCCAAGGAUAAGGCCUCCGUGACUAGCGCACCUAUAGCAACCGAACAACCAAUCGAGGAACAGCCCAGGGUCCCCUGGUCCGAUCUCCCCCUCGACAUCCUCCACGCCUACCGCCACGUCCACAAACUCCCCACCCCCUCCGCCUUCUCAACAGACUAUUCCCGCCUCAUCCUCUCCCAAGGCGUCGGCCUGCGCUCCCCAACAGCCCUCGCAGCUCGCCGCGCCCAAUCAACCCGCUCAUCCACCCGCGAGCGCAACGGUACAACCACACAAGACGCCGAGUCCUCGUCUUCGCUGCACCGCAUCGUCGGCCAAGACCGCGUGAGCAAGGACCAAUUCGCGCUGGUCGUUCGCAAACACUUUAACAGUGUGGGCCUGUCUGAGCAAGAGACUAUCGCGCGGUUCUUGUAUACCGUUCGUGAGGAGAGGAGGGGUCGUCAGUUUAGAUUGCGGUUUCAGCCUUAG